Colletotrichum graminicola M1.001 is the source of this 1767-nucleotide messenger RNA. Its product is annotated as major facilitator superfamily transporter. The coding region runs from base 1 to 1767 and encodes 588 amino acids. Gene Ontology annotation, biological process: transmembrane transport. NCBI's taxonomy places the organism in Eukaryota, Fungi, Ascomycota, Sordariomycetes, Glomerellales, Glomerellaceae. Gene Ontology annotation, molecular function: transmembrane transporter activity. The transcript is spliced from 2 exons. The record is from RefSeq and is a predicted model, not a curated record.
AUGAUCAACGGAAACAGAAACCAAGAUAAUGAAAAGGCUACCGGAGGUUCGAGGGCAACCGACACGUUACCGAUUCCACAUGGUGGCUGUGGGACGGCCGGGAACUCGCCUCGUCUUGACGACAACAGCCCCAUCAUUUAUCGAUAUCUGACUUUCGAUACGCUCCUUCCCGAGCUGGCGGACAUUUCUUCUCAUCAGUCAAUCGAGUCACAAUCAAAACCGGCGGGUCCUGACCUGACCCGGUAUACGUCUCCUCUAGAAUGGCCUCAAGCACGUAAAUACCUGAUGCUGGCGCUUUCGUCUAUUGCCACCUUUCUCACGGCCUACGCCGCCGGCUCAUACUCCCCGCCCUCGUCUAUUAUGGCCGAUGACCUCGACACUUCGCAGCUCAAGGUUUUGGUGGGGAUAACAACCUUCUGCAUCGGGUUUGCGCUCUCACCCAUGGCACUGGCACCCCUCUCAGAGAUCUACGGCCGCUACCCAGUUUUCGUCAUUUCUGGAGUGAUUUAUGUCGUUUUCCAGGCCGUUUGCUCUGUUGCGCCGAACCUAGCUGCCAUGCUCAUCGCGAGACUUCUUGUUGGUGUCGGUGGCUCUGUCUUCAGCUCCGUCAUUGGCGGUGUCAUCGCAGAUAUGUGGGUAAAGGACCAAAGGAACAUGCCUAUGGCCCUCUUCAGUGGCGCGGUGCUCGCUGGCACGGGGGCUGGUCCUUUGGUUGCAUCCGUCAUGGUGAAGCGGAUGGGUGCUGAGGAUGCGACGAGGGCUUGGAAGUGGAUAUUCUGGCACCAAGUCAUCAUCGGCACCGUGGUUGUUGUUGCUCUCGCAGUUCUCUUCGAGGAGAGUCGAGGGUCAGUGGUCCUUUCGAGGAAAGCCAAAGCAUUGAAUGAUUGGUACCAGGCCAGGGAAGAGUUGGGCUAUUACGACGUGUGGUCCCAAGGCACCGCGACCAGCAACGGAGAUACAGACGCGACUUCAGACUCGAACGAUACCCGGCAUAGCUCUUGUACUACUCGACCGGAAAAGGCAUGUCCGACUUGCCGCUCGGGUCGACCUUACUCGGCCCAGUUGGAGCCCCUGAGAUUGCGGUGGCUGGUCAAAGAAGACGAGGAACGAGCAUCUCUGGCUAAGCUCGUGUCCGUUUCCAUCUCGCGCCCAUUCCAUCUGCUUUUCACAGAGCCAGUCGUGUUCUUCUUCUCCCUUUGGUGUGCUUUUGCCUGGGCCGUCCUUUAUUGCACAUUUGGGAGCAUCCCGUUGGUCCUUUCACGUACGAGACACCUAGAUAUCGAACAGUCAGGCUACUUCUUCAGUGCCAUGAUAGUUGGGUCUGUAGUGGCGACAAUCGUCGGUGUCUUCCAAGAUAAGCUGCUCCAGUUGCCUCAGUGGCGGGCCGACGGCCCUAUAGACGAGCCUUCGCGGUUCUGGCGCUUCAUGCGACGCCGUUUUCCCGCCGAGGCCCCCGAAUCGCGCUUGUACUUUACCUGCAUUUCGGCUACACUGCUACCUGCCGGUCUCUUCCUCUUUGGCUUCACCUCGAAGCAAGAGUUUCAUUGGAUAGCUCCCGCCUUUGGCAUUGGUCUAGCGACCUGGGGCAUUUACUCGGUAUACCUGGCCACUUUCAACUAUUUCGCCGAUAUCUACAACCAAUAUGCGUCCUCGGCACUCGCUGCACAGUCAUGCUGCAGGAACAUCCUGGGUGGUGUAUUCCCGCUCGUUACAGGCGCCUUGUUUCGGAAUCUAGGGGAAGAACGCGCGGUGAGACAGCUAUCCUAG